This is a messenger RNA of Cylicostephanus goldi, 246 nucleotides long. Lineage: Eukaryota; Metazoa; Nematoda; Chromadorea; Rhabditida; Strongylidae. The record is from the annotation of a GenBank genome assembly.
AUGGAUACCACGGAGAAAAAGAAGAUCUUCUUUGAAGAAGCAGACAGACCUCCACCCUCUUAUUAUGACGACAGUUUGGAGAGAAUGCCGCUCAAGAAGAUACCUUUCCAAACUCCUGAUCCCGAAAGUAAGAUUCGAUUUGUAUUACCAUUGAUGUCUCGUGAUAGAAAAAGAGAGUUGCGAGAAACCCUGAAAUUGGGUACUCAGCAGUGGCUGUCCCAGAAACUUGGGAGGGAGAAGGUAUGA